Molecule: messenger RNA, 2120 nt
Organism: Nicotiana attenuata
Lineage: Eukaryota; Viridiplantae; Streptophyta; Magnoliopsida; Solanales; Solanaceae
Product: putative pentatricopeptide repeat-containing protein At1g12700, mitochondrial
Exons: 1
Coding region: 91-1893 (600 amino acids)
Molecular function (GO): protein binding
Source: RefSeq, a predicted model, not a curated record
GUAGAGCGGCAAAAUGAGACCCUUAACGCGAUAGAUCAGAACACCACCCGCUAAAUUAGGGCACACGGCGAUUCCUUAGCCAAAUUGAAGAUGAGGAGAAUUCCUCUGCUGCAUUACAGUUCCAAUGCUAUUCGCUUUAGCUCAUGCUUUGCUAUUUUCCGUUCUGUUUUGGCAUUUACAACCAGAGAUUGUGCUUCUUCUCAUAGCAAUACAUCCAUUCCGGCAAAGGGUAAAAUUGGGGUAGCUAGCAGGUUUGAGAAUGUCAAGUGUUUAGAUGAAGCUGUGAGUCUAUUCCGUCGAAUGGUAAGAAAGCAGCCUCUUCCUUCUGUUUUCGACUUCUCCCAAUUAUUAAAGACUGUGGUAAAUAUGAAGCAUUACUCUUCUGUUGUUUCCCUUUUUCGAGAAAUGCUGAAAUUAGGCAUCCCAAUUAGUGAUUCCAUCUUGAAUAUAGCGAUUAACAAUUAUUGCCUAAUGCAUUGUUCUGACUGUGGAUUUUCAGUGUUAGCCAUUUACUUGAAGAAUGGCAUUCCAUUUGAUGUUAUCACCUUUAACACCUUAUUAAGGGGACUCUUUGCUGAAAAUAAGAUCAAAGAUGCAGUUGUCUUGCUCAAAAAGUUGGUGAGAGAGAAUAUAUGUAAGCCUAAUGAAGUCACAUAUUUGACCGUCAUGAAUGGGCUUAGCAAAAGGGGCCAUACUCAGAAAACUUUUGAUUUACUUAAGGUAAUGGAACAAGGAAGCAUUAAACCCGACACACGUAUCUACAACAUUGUUAUAGAUGCCCUAUGCAAAGAUAGAAUGAUAGAUGCUGCUAUUAGCCUUUUCGAAGAGAUGAAACAAAAAGGCAUGCCUCCGACAAUUAUCACAUAUAAUGUGUUGAUUGAUGGUUUGUGUAAGUUUGGUAAGUGGGAAAAGGUUAGGACUUUGUUCUUAGAAAUGAUAAAUCUUAAUAUUUAUCCAGAUGUGCACACCUUGACCAUGGUGAUAGAUGGAUUAUGCAAAGAAAGAAAAAUUGAAGAUGCUGAGAAGGUAAUGAGACACAUGAUCGAAAAAGGUAUAGAGCCAGAUGUGGUCACCUACAAUGUGAUAGUUGAUGGAUAUUGCUUACGCGGUCAAAUGGAUAGAGCAAGGAGAAUUUUUGAUUCCAUGAUUGAUAAGAGCAUUGAGCCUAGCAUUAUUAGCUAUAACAUAUUAAUAAAUGGAUACUGUAAGAAAAAGAAAUUAGAUGAGGCCAUGCAUUUGUUUCACGAUAUUUCUCGAAAUGGAUUGAGAGCUUGCAUUGUUACCUACAAUACUAUCUUGCCAUAUCUGUUUGAAGUUGGAAGAACUGACAUUGUGCAAAAAUUCUAUGAUGAUAUGCUUUCUAUGGGGCUCAGACCUGAUUUAUGCACUAAUUGCAUUUUGCUCCGUGGUUAUAUUCAGAAUGGACUUGUUGAGAAAGCUAUGUUGCUAUUUCAUGAGUUGGAAAAAAAGAGAAAAGAUAUUGAUAUUGAACUUUACACUGUUAUUAUUGACGGAUUGUGCAAAAAUGGUCAGCUCGGCAAAGCUCAUGCUAUUUUUGAGAAGCUUUCUUUGAUUGGAUUGUUUCCCAAUUUGAUUACAUGGACUGCAAUAAUAAAUGGAUUAUGUCUAGAAGGGUUGUUAGAUGAAGCCAAAGAUAUGCUAAGAAAAAUGGAGGACAAUGGUUGUUCGCCAAACAGCUACACUUACAAUGUUAUUGUGCGAGGAUUUCUCAAGUUUGGCAAAACUAGUGAAAUGACAACUUUUUUGAAGGAAAUGACUGAAAGGGGAUUCUCAUGUAAUGCAAGUACAGUAAAGUUACUAAUAGCUGCUAUAGCGAAGGAUCCUUCUUUGCUUAACAUGAUACCUCAAUUUCGCUUGGGAAAUAAGAAGUGAUUUAUUUCACUUGAUUUAUUCAGCUAUACUUAUUUUCACAUUUAUCGUCUUCUUUUAACACAAGAGGCUGAGCUGAAUGAAGGAUGAUUAUAGCUACCAUCUAGUUAAAGCACUUGUAUAUUUUAUUUUCUCAAACAUUAAAGUGUUGUGUGGAUGUUAAGUGGCUAUUAAUAUGAUCUUAACAGGGUAAUUCUUUGUUAUGCCCCUUAGUUAUUCUUUUUGUUCUA